Messenger RNA from Eimeria mitis, 300 nucleotides. RefSeq lists its product as uncharacterized. NCBI's taxonomy places the organism in Eukaryota, Apicomplexa, Conoidasida, Eucoccidiorida, Eimeriidae. The transcript has a single exon. The record is from RefSeq and is a predicted model, not a curated record. Bases 1 to 300 code for a protein of 99 amino acids.
AUGAAUGUUUGUCUUUGUGAAUUAGGGUUUAGCUGCAGCAGCAGCAGCAGCAGAAGCAGCUGCAGCAACAACAGCUGCAGCAGCAGCAGCAGCGUGCAUCGCAGGAGCUUGAAACAGCAGCACCAGGAGCAGCAGCAACAGCAAGAAAAAGAGCAGCAGCAGCAACAGCAGCAGCAGCAGGAGCAGGAGCAGCAGCAGCAGCAGCAGGAGCAGCAGCAGCAGCAGCAGCAGCAGGAGCAGCAGCAACAGCAGCAGCAGCAGCAGCAAGAAGUUUACCUCUUGUUCUAUUUGUCUGAGUAG